AAAUAGGAUAUCCAUCAUCAGCAACAACUAGUUUCUCUACCUCUGGUUUCAAUUCAAGUCUCACACUCUUCUUCUUCUUUCUGCUAAUGCUUCAUUCUUCACUCUCUCUCUCCUCUCCCUUCUUCUUCUUCUUCUUCAUCAUCCAUGGAUGUUAACAAACUCUUCAGCAACCAACGUUCUCUCAGAUUAAUUUCUCCUCUAUUUGUUUCUUCUUCCCGUACAAGUUUCCUUGGUUGCAACCACAGUCUCAAACCACCUACAUCUUCAUCUUCAUCUUCAGCUUCAUCACUUCGUUCUCCAAAUAAACGGAACAAGUUAGGACUUCUUCGUCUUCAUUCUCCGCGGUUUGUAUUCAAAGCUGCUUUAAACUCUCAACUUAUUGUUGUUGUUGUCGUUGUUACUUUAUCUGCUGUUUCUUGGAUUCAUUUCACUCUUAACAAUAAGAAAAAGAAGAAUCUCAACCAGGGACAUGCAAAAUAUGCCUUAUCACCACAAGGAAGUAAUGUUGCGAACCAGGUCAUUGAUAACCAGAUUCUUGGUUUUCCAGAAUUUCAAAGGGAUAACACACUGAAUGAAAUUGGGAAGUUAAAUGAUCUUAACGGAAAGGACAACCAUGUUUUUGAGGACCAAGAGGUCCACCUUCAAUUUUUGCAAUCUUCUAUGGUGCAGGAAACAGCCAUGAAGACUCGGACAUUAGAUUCAUCAUCAUCUGUUCUUGACUCUAGUGUCAAUGGUAACUCUGUUCUUGACUCUAGUGUUAAUGGUAACAGUUCCUUUAGUGUCAAUGGUAACAGUUCUGAGGUAUUAGAGGAGCCUUUUUUGUCUGUGACUUUCCAAUCAAAUUCAUUGGCAUCUAUAGCUUUUGCUGAGGAAAUGACUUUACAAGUGGAAGAAAGUCAAGAUGUUGCUGACUCUGCUCUUGAGUUGCCUUUGAGUGAGGUCAAACCUGAGCAUAACACUUCUUCUGUUGGUUUAGACAAAGCACUUGACACAAUCAAUGGCCAUACUAAAGAAAAAAUUGAUCUUCAUGCCAUCAAAAGCAAUGUCAUCUUUGGUGAAUCUGUUAGGGAAGGGCUGUACAUGUUUUAUGAUGACAAUAAUUUGGCAUCUGAAUCCAUGACACCCCUGAGUAGUAUCAAGUCAUUAUCUCCCAGUACUUCUUUUGUGAAUAGCACAGAACUGUCAUCAGCUAUAAGAAAUAUCAGCCUGGAUGGAUUAGGAUUAUCUGCAGAUAUUUCUCUACAAAAUGCAGAGUACGUUGAAGGAGCAGCUAAAAUUUCCAGUCCCAAGGAAGGCUAUCCUCCACAACAUACAAGUAAAAAAUUGAGGAAAUCCAGCAGAUAUGUGAGAGACAUGGAAAGGAACUAUAUGGAUCACAAUAAUAACAAUGUUUUGCCCCAGAGUUCCCACGUCAGGGUGCAUGUUGAUCAGAGAAAUGAUCAAAUCAGGGUCCACGAUGGUCUGAAAGUUGAUCCUUCAAAGCAUCUAAGCAAGUAUAAUAACUUGCUAAAAGCUGGGAGGUUAUGUGAAUGUGUAGAAUUGCUUAAAGAUAUGGAAAUGAAGGGUUUACUAGAUAUGACAAAGGUUUAUCAUGCCAAGUUUUUCAACAUCUGCAAGAAACAAAAAGCCGUAAAUGAAGCCUUUGACUAUGUUAGGCUUAUUCCAAAUCCAACAUUGAGUACAUUUAAUAUGCUUAUGUCAGUGUGUGCAAGCUCCCAAGACUCAGAAGGGGCUUUCCAAGUUAUUCAGCUUCUUAAGGAUGCUCGACUAGAUCCUGAUUGCAAACUUUAUACCACUCUAAUAUCAACUUGUGGCAAGUGUGGGAAAGUUGAUCUAAUGUUUGAAGUGUUUCACAAGAUGGUUAAUUCUGGAGUGGAACCUAACGUUCAUACCUACGGGGCACUUAUUGAUGGUUGUGCUAGAGCUGGUCAAGUAGCUAAAGCAUUUGGUGCUUAUGGGAUAAUGAGGUCAAAGAAUGUGAAGGCAGAUCGUGUUGUUUUCAAUGCACUUAUAGCUGCAUGUGCACAGUCUGGAGCAAUGGCUCGUGCCUUUGAUGUGAUAGCAGAAAUGGAAGCUGAAAUACAGCCUAUUGUGCCAGACCACGUAACUUUUGGCACAUUGAUGAAGGCAUGUGCAAAGGCUGGUCAGGUUGAACGAGCACGUGAAGUGUAUAAGAUGAUACAGCAAUAUAAUAUAAAGGGAUCUUCAGAAGUUUACACAAUUGCAAUUAAUUCUUGUAGUCAAACUGGAGAUUGGGAAUUUGCACGUAGUGUAUACGAUGACAUGACCCAGAAAGGGGUGCUCCCUGAUGAGAUGUUUAUGAGUGCACUAAUAGAUGUUGCUGGACAUGCUAAAAAGCUGGAGGCUGCCUUUGAUAUACUACAACAAGCUCGGAAAGAAGGAGUACAGAUUGGAAUAAUGACAUAUAGCUCAUUGAUGGGCGCCUGUAGCAAGGCAAAAAAUUGGCAGAGAGCAUUGGAGCUAUACGAAUAUCUUAAAUCUCUUAAGUUGGUACAAACAGUUUCAACUGUUAAUGCUUUGCUCACUGCACUUUGUGAUGGGGAUCAAUUUCAGAAGGCUUUGGAGGUUUUAUCUGAAAUGAAAGGAUUAGGAUUGUGCCCAAACAGUAUCACAUUCUCAAUACUUAUAGUGGCAAGUGAGAAGAAGGAUGAUAUGGAAGCUGCUCAAAUGCUCCUUUCUCAAGCCAAAAAGGAUGGUGCAGCACCUACUCUCAUCAUGUGUCGAUGCAUAAUUGGAAUGUGCCUGCGAAGAUUUGAGAAGGCUUGUCUUGUUGGUGAAACUGUUUUAUCUUUUGACUCAGGGCGGCCACAAGUUAAUAAUGAAUGGACAUCACUGGCUUUAAUGGUGUAUCGCGAAACAAUAGGAGCUGGUGAAAAGCCUACAAGUCAAAUAUUGUCACAAGUUCUGGGAUGCUUGAAAUUCCCUUAUGAUACAUAUGUGAGAAAUAGACUUGUUGAGAACCUGGGAGUAACUGCUGAAAGCUCAAAAACUUCAAACCUCUGUUCGUUGAUAGAUGGGUUUGGCGAAUAUGAUCCUCGCGCUUUUUCAAUACUUGAGGAAGCUGCUUCAUAUGGAGUUGUUCCAUCUGUAUCACUUAAAAUGAAUCCAAUUGUUAUCGAUGCUAAAGAGUUGGAUGCUUUUACUGCUGAGGUAUACCUCUUAACUAUUUUGAAAGGUCUCAAGCAUCGACUAGCAGCAGGUGCAAAACUACCCAAUAUAAUCAUUUUACUGCCUGUAGAAGAAACAAAACUUUUGUCUCCGGAAGGGGAAAAGACUAUUAUACUUGCAGAAAGAGGUGGCCAAGCAGUUGCAGCGUUGUUUAGAAGGCUUCAUAUUCCUUACCAGGGUAGUGAAUCAAAUGGGAAACUUAGAAUAAACAGUCUGGGCUUGAUAAAAUGGUAUCAGCCAAAGCUUGCAUCUCCAUUCGGCGGUUUCCAAGGUGAUUGGAGCUCAACCCAAUUACGACUCGGCAAAAAUAUUAGCAAUCAGCAACGAAACAUUCGAACUGGAAAUCUAUCUCUGGACUAAGUGUACAUGCAUCGAUUACCAUCAUUAAUGUUUUUUCAAUAGAAGUUGAAAUCUCCUUCAUCCUAAUGGUAUAGUAGAAGAGUAAUCUAGACCCAAGAAAGCUGUAGAUAAUGCCUUCUUGAGUGCUGGGGCCAUUGAAUGCUAAGAGCAGGGAAAGUGUAGAACAUCUCCACGAGUACAUUUUGAUGAAAAAACCAUGGUUGAAUAUAAGAUGGCACAGAUCUUGUUCUUGUGAUCACCGAUGUGGCCUUUGCAACGCGGAUUAUAUAAAUGUUUGAUAAUAGAGAUGCUGAUAUUGGAUGUGUGUAUUUCUACAUGUACUUUUUUGCCAAGAACUCUCUAGGUGUAUACUAAAAAGUAGGUAUAUAAAGAAAAUAUGUACAUCGGUCUAUCAGAUGAUUUUGUUGUUGAUAUUUGUAAGUUCUUCCACCAUAUCAGACAAUUUGAGAAUAAUUUGUUCGUUUACACGUAUGAACUAUUGUCAUGUCA
Messenger RNA from Medicago truncatula (barrel medic), 4038 nucleotides. RefSeq names its product pentatricopeptide repeat-containing protein MRL1, chloroplastic. Gene Ontology annotation, molecular function: protein binding. The transcript has 19 exons. NCBI's taxonomy places the organism in Eukaryota, Viridiplantae, Streptophyta, Magnoliopsida, Fabales, Fabaceae. Bases 145 to 3549 code for a protein of 1134 amino acids. The record is from RefSeq and is a predicted model, not a curated record.